AUGUUGGGGCAACCUGAAGCUGGAGCCGGUCCGGCUUCUACAACGCUACGUGUUGAGCCUGACCUCGAAUGUCGCCCCACCUCCGGAUUCAGCACAGAAAAAGAAAUCAAGUCAUCUAGACUGAGCAUCCGGGAGAGAUUGCGCCACUUCACAUGGGCGUGGUAUACCCUUACAAUGAGCACCGGUGGGCUGGCGUUGCUCAUCGCCAACCAACCGUACACGUUUCCCGGCCUGCGGUCGAUCGGAAUGGCCGUCUACUUUGUCAACGUCGUCUUCUUCGUGCUGGUCUGUUCGCUAAUGGUGACGCGGUUUGUUCUCCAUCGUUGCUUUCUCAGCUCGCUGAAACACGAGCGCGAGGGACUCUUCUUCCCAACCUUCUGGCUCUCGAUUGCCACGAUCAUCUGCGGUAUGCACAAGUACUUUGGGGAUGGGUCUGGCCAAAGGGAUUCGCCUCUUCUCGUGGCCGAAAGGGUGCUUUUCUGGACCUACUGUGCCUGCACGUUUGCCGUCGCGGUCGUGCAAUACUCGUUUGUCUUCUCCGAACACACAUACCACCUCCAGUCCAUGAUGCCCUCGUGGAUCCUGCCUGCCUUCCCGAUCAUGCUCAGCGGAACCAUCGCCUCGGUAAUAGCGGCCGCGCAACCGACCACGUACUCGCUGUCUAUCAUCACCGCGGGCCUCACCUUCCAAGGUCUGGGUCUCUCGAUCAGCAUCAUGAUGUACGCACACUACAUCGGUCGUCUAAUGCAGUCAGGGCUACCAAACCGCGAGCAUCGUCCGGGAAUGUUCAUCUGCGUAGGACCGCCCGCAUUCACGGCCCUGGCACUGAUAGGGAUGGCGAACGCGCUUCCGGACGACUUCCGCAUCCUGGUCAACGGCGAGAUUGACGCGCAAGUCAUGCAGAUCCUCGCCAUCACAUCAGGAGCAUUCCUCUGGGCGCUGAGUCUGUGGUUUUUCUGCAUUGCCGCCAUCGCCGUCGUCCGGAGUCCGCCAACAUCCUUCCAUUUGAGCUGGUGGGCGAUGGUGUUCCCCAACACGGGCUUCACCAUCGCGACCAUCACGUUGGGCCGGGCCUUCAACUCGCCGGGGAUCUUGGGGGUUGCCUCUGCGAUGUCGGUGGCCAUCGUUCUGAUGUGGAGUUUUGUCCUGGUUAGCCAUUUCCGUGCCGUCCUGACUCAGUCGAUUAUGUAUCCUGGGCGGGACGAAGAUGUGAGCGAGUAG
Rasamsonia emersonii CBS 393.64 is the source of this 1221-nucleotide messenger RNA. RefSeq names its product C4-dicarboxylate transporter/malic acid transport protein. The record is from RefSeq and is a predicted model, not a curated record. The coding region runs from base 1 to 1221 and encodes 406 amino acids. Gene Ontology annotation, cellular component: membrane. Gene Ontology annotation, molecular function: malate transmembrane transporter activity. The transcript has a single exon. Gene Ontology annotation, biological process: malate transmembrane transport. Lineage: Eukaryota; Fungi; Ascomycota; Eurotiomycetes; Eurotiales; Trichocomaceae.